Molecule: messenger RNA, 5528 nt
Organism: Helicoverpa armigera (cotton bollworm)
Lineage: Eukaryota; Metazoa; Arthropoda; Insecta; Lepidoptera; Noctuidae
Gene: Hs6st
Product: heparan-sulfate 6-O-sulfotransferase 2
Exons: 8
Coding region: 526-1830 (434 amino acids)
Cellular component (GO): membrane
Molecular function (GO): heparan sulfate 6-sulfotransferase activity
Source: RefSeq, a predicted model, not a curated record
AGUUAACCAUUGGGAAUGGAACUCGCCGUGUGUAGAGCAAAUUGAAUCUGCCUAUUGCUGUUAAAAAAUCUCGUUAAUUUCGAUAAAAAUCUCUACUUGAUAUUGUAGUUUUCAUCAUUAAUUAACUGCGAGUAGUCGAUACUAUAAUAUGGUGCGUAAGCGUGUGGCGCAGUGUUCAAACGUGCUUCACCCUCGGAUUGUUUGUUUGUGUUCAGUGCCUUCCGUCGCGUCUCGGGUCCGUCAGUCGUCUUUGAGUAGUGUCAGUCGCAGUUGGUCGGCUCGGGCUCACCUUGGUCUAUCGUUCUCGUCUCGCAUUUUAUUUUCGGGUUUGUUAAUGGCAUAACAUAUUACGAGUGAUAUCAACAAAACAAUGCUAUCGUAUCGUAUCUCUGUCAAAUAAUCAAGCGUCGAUAAGAACAAUGUGAAAUCAAUGUUACAAUGAAUUUAUGUACUUUCGUAGUAAAAGGAAGACAGUAGACAGAAUCAGUGAGUGUUGGGUCGGGGAUAUUUUUGUAAAAAUGAGACAUGCAUUCAGUCGAAAUGCAAAAAAGUGUAUCAGUGCAAGUAGAUAGUGAUUUCGCUUUGUUGCUGCCGAGCGGUGUCUACGAAAUAAAAAAAAUGGAGCCAAGAUCGAAGUUACGAAAAGUGAUACUCUUCUGUUUACUACUGUCUCUGUUUGGAAUGGUUGCGUUUGGAUACUUCUGUCCCGAUCAAGUGUGCGCUCUGUCGCCGCGGGAUCGAGUGCCCGAGUCCUUGGCUCUCUCGUAUGCUGAAGCUCCCGGCCGGCCGCUCCCUGACGUCAUCGCUCAGCCGGGUCUCUCCUACGACGAAGUCCUCCACGACGACUUCCGAUUCGACCUGAACGCUCAUGAUGUCAUGGUCUUCUUGCACAUACAGAAAACUGGCGGCACCUCUUUUGGGAAGCACCUGGUCAUGGAUUUGGAUCUAAAGAGGCCAUGCAACUGUCAACGAGCGCGAAAACGGUGCCAUUGCUUUCGACCGCACAGCAACGAAAUAUGGCUGUUCUCGAGAUACUCCACCGGUUGGAAAUGCGGUCUGCAUGCGGACUUCACGGAGCUGACUGCGUGCGUGGGCGGAGAACUGGAUAGACACGAAGGUUCAGCCGUGCAUCGACGGUAUUUCUACAUAACGUUGCUGAGGGAACCUGUCUCCAGGUACUUGUCGGAGUACAGACAUGUGAAACGCGGUGCAACGUGGAAGGGUUCUCGACAUUGGUGCCAGGGAAGAACUGCUACAGCAACCGAAGUGCCAGCAUGUUACACCGGUGACUCCUGGCGUGGUGUCACCCUGGAGGAGUUCAUGUCCUGUCCUUGGAACCUGGCGAACAACCGGCAAACUCGCAUGUUAGCUGACUUGGCGCUCGUCGGCUGCUACAACGGGACCCUCAAGCAUCGGACCGCGGAGACUGACAGGGUACUCCUCGCGUCUGCUAAGAGGAACCUCGCUGCUAUGGCGUACUUUGGCCUCACGGAAUUUCAGAAGAUAUCCCAGUACGUGUUCGAAGAGACGUUCAACCUGCUGUUCGCGGUGCCGUUCACGCAACACAACGCCACUGUGUCGGGGUCCACCCUGGCCGCGCUCUCGCCCUCGCAAGUCGCGCACAUCAAGCGGCUCAACUCACUCGAUCUAGAGCUCUACGAGUUUGCCAAGAACCUCAUGUUCAAAAGAUUCGAAGCGCUGAAGAAACGCGAUACGGACUUCGAGUACCGGUGGCGGCACCUGGGCGAGGUGGCGCGCUCCGGAGUCACGGAGUUCGACUGGGACAGCAACCUGGAAGACGCCACCACCGAGAAGUACCGCGGCAAGUAAUGCGCCCGCCCCCCCACCACCCUAGUGCGUACACUAGUCAUAGAUAACCACUCAAUGAAUAAAUUAUUUUUAUUCAUCAGUCUCACUGAGACAUGUAAAUAUUAUUAGGAUGCGUUAAGUACAGUUCUCAGAGCGAUAGUGCGAUACCAAAUUGAUUUUGAUCGCGCUGUACAAAUGAGUUUUUUUUAUUUAAUUUUAUUACACGUCGUGCAUUUAUAAAGAUAUUCUAAAAUCUUAGAAGUUUAUUUUAUAUUUUUUUUAUUUUCUUUGGCAACGUUAUAUUUUUUUAUUUGUAGAUAAAAUGCGCUCUAAAUCCAUCCCUUGUAGUUAAUAAAUUACAUAAUUACAUACAAUAUAUUAUAAAUAUAUCUGUAGUGGAUAUGUAAUGUUGAUCUAUAUUGUUGAAUGAAUGUUGACGUUUGAUAGAUACAGGGUAGAUAAUGCAUCUAGGUUGAACCCAACGAAGUGUAGCCUUUAGUCAAUUGUAAUCGUUACUAUUAAAUACCCAGUGAAUAGCGUCAGAAGUUCCACUCCGAAGAAGUAUAAUCCGCGAUAUAAACGAACGACUCAUCAUGAACUAUCCAAACGAGUUCUCGAAAUGGAUUUCAAAUCUUGGCCGUUUAUUCUUCGUCGUAGAAGUUAUGAGAGGACCCGAGGUAAGCGGUCACAGCCGGGACGUGGUUCGAUGACGUCCGAAUUUAUUUCCCAACCAGAUUUUCUCAUUUAAAAAGAGAACAGGAUGCGGUCAAUUGCGAUUGUUUGUGAUUGAAUCGAAACGGGUGAUUGAUCGUGUGGACAAUGUGGGAGAUUCGAGAGACGGGAGCGACCGCGAUCACUAACGCGUAGCUUAUUUAUUGUCAUUACUUAUCAAUUGAGUUAUGAACGGUUCCUGUUGAAAAUGACAGGAUAUUAAGCUAUUGGUUGUUAUACAAAUCAGUUCCUAAUAAGGUUGUUUUCAUUCUGCCAUUCUAACUAUCCUUUUUGUCCGUAAAACUUGAAAAGGUAUCCGUGCAUCUCGGGGUCCUGACCUGACAUGAUGAUAAUCGAAUGAAUUGCUCAUCAUAUCUCAGAAUUGUAAUAUAAUUUGAAAUGAAUAGUUAUUUUCUGCUUUUGGCUAUCGAUCAAUCCUUAAUAGGUAUUCCCAGUCUGGAAUGUUCGGGCGGUAUCGAGAACUAAGUGUAAUAUUUACUUUUGCUUUCUAUUCGAUAUCGUUAACCCCAGCGGUCUCGACGCCCGGUGUGCGCGGUACAAAGGGAAUACGUCUAUUAAUACGUAAUGUACAGUCGAGUUCAAAAGACAAAGGUACGAAUAUUAUGCACCGCAUAUUACGUUCGCCAUUCUUGAGGGUUUUGGUAUUUCGAGUGCACUCAAUUUUGUAGUGCAUCUAUAUUUAGUCAAGUUACUGACUGUAGCUUAAAACGUAAUGAAAUGUAUCGCAAUUUGAAUCUAAGUGGGUUUAUUAAAGUCGGGUCUUUUUAAACUUCUUUUUUUUACUUACCUAUAUCGAUUGGAAAACAAUAAAAUUCUCAAUAAAAAUUUGACCAAAGAACAAAAAUGAGUGCUAUGUAUGUUUGUUCUCAUAUUGAGUUAAGUUUGAGGUUAAGUUUUAUUUUAAGAAACUCUGUAAUUUGACGGUAGUUUAAUAAAAAAAAUCGUAAAACAUUAAAUUGAUCAAAUAGGUAAAAGUACUAAACAAAAAAUAUUUUUUACGAUCAAUUUUUAGUUAAACUAAAGUCAUAUUAUUCGAGCCUAUUUACUCUUAAGUGAAUCGAGAAGUACUCUGUACCAUGCAGCUGUAAAUAAAACAAUGUGUUCGAUGUGUUGUUUAUUAUUAGUUAGAUUAAGCAAUAUUUUUUAUACAGCCAAUACGUGAAUACGUACAUUAUUAUAUUUAUUUUAGUUUCCUUAUUGUUUUAUUGCUAAAUAGUAAAAAGGUCUGAUUGUUAAGUUCGUCAGCUAUAUAUUUUGUAUCUCAGUCACGUUUGCACGGUAUUUUCUUUUAGAAAAAAACUGCAGACGUUAUCUAUGCCCCAUACCUCCUUGCUCAAUGGAUUUGUUUUUUUUUUAUUAAUGUUACUUUAGUGUUGUGAAACAUUGUCGGUUUUACGGUUAUUCAAAAAAUCGACUAAACAACACAAAGUGCUAGCACAAAUAAAAUGCUGUGUUCAAUUCGCAGUUGGCAACUGAAAAACAACUGAAAUAUAAAGCUUUUAUUUUGCACGAAGCCAACGUACCUAAUGUAUUGAAAUCGAAAUAUAGCAUUCAAACAGCAAUAGCGAAAGUAAACCUACAAACAAGUCUAUACCGACUGUUUGCAUUUAUUCUUAGGGCGAGUGCAUUUCGUAUUCCAUCCUGUGUACGCUAUUCUAGACUCUAAACCACUGUCAUAAAGCUUAAAAUUAAGAUGUCCUUGUUGAAGUGUAAGGGAAUUGUGUAUCAAAGCGAUUUUUGUUUUUAAAACUAUUGAAACGGUCGGUACCGAGUCACGACAGACUUUUCAAUUAUUUUUUGUAUAAACACUUGUUGUAAACUCCUAACUUGUCAGUUUGAACAAAAUUGUUUAACAGUUCAUUUGUUUUUUGUUAAUAUUCCAUAAUUGCUGCAUUUAAAGUACAAUUUUACGCUUUGAAACCAAGUUAUAUCACGAUCAAUGCAUUUGUCAUAUUUGUGUUUUAUUUUCUAAUUAUUAUUAUUUGUAAACUAAAAGCUUUUGAAAUGUAAAAUAUUAAAAGUAAUCGCAACUGAAAUAAAAAAUAUAAUUGUAUAAAAUAUUGUACCUAUCCCGUUUAAAAUGCUCCUAUACUACAAAUGGUGCGGAUUGUAUGUAGUCGUGUAUAUAAUUUGUAAUAUGUAAAUGUUCUGAAGCCGAGUGACAAUUAGGCGCAGAGUGUGGAUGCCCCACUCCAGCGAUUGAUACGUCGGCUCUUGACAAUAACGUUUAUAGGUCACUUCAAUUUAGUCCUUUAUACUGAAUUGUAUGCAAGCCAGUGUAUGGACCUGUUUCUUUAUACGUAGAUAAAAAGACAUUUUACGAAUUACUUUAUAGCCGUACGUCCGGUCACAACGGAUCUGUCCAAAUGAUAUCCGGAUCCAAGCGAAAAUAAGAUACAGCUCGGAUUACAUCUCGACAGAUUCUACUGUUGCCGACUGUACUUUUAUUUAACUCAAUAAUUUGAGAGCUGUCUCAAUAUCGAUGUUACUCUCAUAAUUAGUUUAUCGAAUUAGUAAUAAGUCUCGAUAAAUGUAUGUAUAUUUUUCUGUGUGUAAAAUAACGCUAAGCCCUGUGAUAUAAAAAAGAUUGCACCCAAUGUUUUGCAGUAAUAUCCUUUUUUGAAAUUCAUGAAAAGCAUUUUACUUUGGAAGUUGCCUUGAUAUUUUAUGCUUGACGAGUGUAUAUAGUAAAUUCAUAGGAAGUAUCAUUGGUCUAAGUGACGUGGAUGACUUAUAAACGAUGGGUGCAUAAGCCAUAAGGUAAGUUAGCCAUAUAGAGCACGUAAACUUAUUGUGGUGACAUGAUAAUAACCUAGAUACCUAAUAGUAUGUAUCGUAUGUACCUAUAGCACACCACCGGUACAGUUCGCGUUGUCUAGUACCAAAUUAUUUAGCGUUUAGUUAUGUUUUUAAGUUCCCGACUGAACCAAAAUAUAGUACUUUAUAUUGUGUUAACGAUCACCGAGUAAUAAAAACAAGCGAAACUA